AUGCCACCAGCCGUGACAACUGGAGAUCAAUUUAAAUUGUCAAAUCUGCCGACGGAUACCGUGAGUGCAGUACACUUCCAGCCAGGAAAGGGAGCCCAGUUCCUUUUGGCGUCCAGCUGGGACUGCAUGGUACACCUCUACGACGUCACUUCAGGUGGUCGGCGCUCCUCCUAUGAGCAUGCCUGUCCAGUGCUCGCUAGCUGUUUCGCUGACGCCCUGCACGCCAUCUCAGGCUCCCUUGAGGGUGCCGUCAACCUGCUUGAGAAGGUUUUAGUAAAACUCUUCCUCUCUAUCCAUCUUAAGCUUACUCCUUCAUGUGCGUUUUUAGUUACCAGCUUAGGUAAAUGCAAUCGCGCCGUUAGCGUGGCGCUCUACAGUCAGGCGAUCGGUGCGCCGUUAACGGGAAGUUGGGACAAAACGGUGCGCGUAUGGGAUCCCCGAGCCUCCAACGCGACCUCCACUGGUGACGCAUCUGCAGGUGGCGCGGUCUCUGUGCACCAACAGCCCGACAGUGUCUUCACCAUGGACGCCGUCAAUACCACUCUUGUCGUGGGUACCGCCGGUCGCCACGUCCUCCUCUGGGACCUGCGCAACAUGGCCCAGCCCAUUGAACAGCAAGAGUCCACCUUGCGGUAUCAGACUCGCAUCAUUCGUUGCUUUCCUAACGGUCAGGGUUUCGUCAUGGGCUCUAUUGAAGGACGGGUUGCUGUGCGUAUGUUUGACAAGAGUCAAGAAUCUCAGAAGAAAUCGUAUGUCUUCAAAUGCCACCGCAAGAAAGAGGAGAACCGAGAAGUGAUAUAUCCCGUAACGGCAAUUUCAUUUCACCAGCGCUACAAUACGUUCGCAACGGGGGGAUCGGAUGGUAUGGUGAACACAUGGGAUGGAUUCAACCGAAAGUGGUUGGCUCAGUUCGAAAAAUAUCCCACAACGAUAAGCAGUUUGGAUUUCUGCGAAGAUGGUACGCAGUUGGCGAUUGGAGUAUCCUACCUCUACGAGAAUGGAGAAAUUCCCAACGCACCUCCACCAGCUAUCUACAUUCGCUCAGUUUCCGACUCAGAGGUGCGACGCAAAAACAUGGCACCAGCUAACGCAGCCUCCGGCGGUGCUACUAUCUCAGCUCCCCCAACUGUUCCCCCAACUCGUUACUAA
Molecule: messenger RNA, 1149 nt
Organism: Hydatigera taeniaeformis
Lineage: Eukaryota; Metazoa; Platyhelminthes; Cestoda; Cyclophyllidea; Taeniidae
Source: the annotation of a GenBank genome assembly